UUUCUCUACUGGCUCUUCAGAGGAGCAGCACAGUUGGCUGAAUCAUCAGGACUUAGACUCUGGCCUGUAUUUGUUCCUCUCCACAAAUCCUGGGUCUCUUGGUUGGUAUCUGAAGGUGUGAGCCAAUUUUCAACUGCAGAGUUUGAAGAAAUUUAGAAGAAGGCACAGUCUUUGCUCUGCCAUCCAUGCAUAAGUGUGAGAAGUCAGGACAGGCAGACACAGGAUCACAGCAACUAUGGCCUCAUCAGUCCUGGAGAUGAUAAAGGAAGAAGUGACCUGCCCAAUCUGUCUGGAGCUCUUGAAGGAAUCUGUGAGUGCUGACUGUAACCACAGCUUCUGCAGAGCCUGCAUCACACUGCACUAUGAGUCUAACAGAAACCCAGAAGGGGAGGGCAACUGCCCUGUGUGCCGAGUUCCUUACCUGUUUGAGAAUCUGAGGCCUAAUCGACAUGUUGCCAACAUAGUAGAGAGGCUCAAGGGAUUCAAGUCCAUCCCAGAGGAGGAGCAGAAGGUUAAUGCCUGUGUAGAACAUGGAGAGAAACUCCAGCUCUUCUGUAAGGAGGACAUGAUGGCCAUCUGCUGGCUUUGUAAGCAAUCCCAGGAGCACAGUGGUCACCAAACAGCUCUCAUUGAAGAGGUCAACCAUGAAUACAAGGAGAAGCUACAGGCAGCUCUGCAGAAGCUGAUGGAAAAUGAGAAAAGAUGUGAUGAAUGGCAGGAUGACCUUCAGCAACAGAGAGCUGACUGGGAGAACCAAAUACACAGUGAUAUAGAAGACAUUCAGAUAGAGUUUAAUGGACUAAGAGACCUCCUAGACUCCAAGGAGAAUGAGAAGCUGCAGGAGCUGAAGAAAGAGAAGGAAGAGGUUAUGGAAAAGCUGGAAGAGUCUGAACAUGAGCUAAGGGAGCAGAGGGAGUUGGUGAGAGACCUCAUCUCAUAUGUUCAGCAUCAGUUGGAGCUGUCAGUCAUGGAAAUGAAGCAGGGUGUAAAUUAUGUCCUGACAAGCAUUCAGACCAUGACACUGAAGCAGCCCCAAAUAGUUCCCCCAAAAAGAAGAAGAGGAACAUCCAAAGCUCCACAUUUGAAAGGCAUGCUACAGUCAUUUGAAGGGCUCAUGGAUGUUCAGCAAUACUGGGUUCAUAUGACUCUACAUGCAAGGAACAAUGCAGUCAUUGCCAUUAACAAAGAAAAAAGACAAAUACAGUAUAGAAGUUACAAUACGGUUCCAGUUUCUGAGAUCUACCAUUUGGGUGUCCUGGGAUAUCCAGCUCUUUCCUCAGGGAAGCAUUACUGGGAAGUAGACAUAUCUAGAAGUGAUGCCUGGCUCCUCGGAUUAAAUGACGGAAAGUGUGCUCAACCCCAACUUCACUCAAAGGAAGAAAUGGGCAUCAAAAAAAAAUAUCAUUCUCAUAUUAAACAAAAUGUAACGUUUCAGCCUAAAUGUGGCUACUGGGUUAUAGGGAUGAAGAAUUCAUCUGUAUACAAUGCCUUUGAUGAGUGUUCUAUCACCCACAAUUCCAGUGUCUUGGCCCUCUCUCUGCCUGAUCGUCCCAGUCGUGUAGGAGUUUUCCUGGACCAGGAAGUUUGCACUCUCUCAUUUUAUGAUGUUUCUAACUCUGGAGCUCUCAUCUAUAGAUUCUAUGACCCUUCCUUCCCUGUUGAAGUCUAUCCAUAUUUUAAUCCUAUGGAAUGUUCAGAGCCAAUGACAGUAUGCGGACCACCAUCCUAAACCCUCACCUAUACCUGUGCAGUGCCCCCAUGUCUCCGCUGCAUCAUUCUAACUUUUUUGUCUUGGGCCCUUUAUUGUAAUGACCUUCACUUCUAAUCCCAAACCACUGUGGAUUCAUUUCCUUGAUCCAGUAGCUUGUCUGCUCACAAGAUGAUUACUGUCAUUUGUCAUUUCCAAUAUUUCCCCCCCCCCAAAAAAAUAGCUGUUCCCUCACUAAGUGAAAUAGAGCCCCUGAUAAUGCCAUCUCUGUAGGAACGCAGUCAAAAGAAUGACUCACAGUGAACAAUGUCUUAGUUACCUGUGAGAGAGGCCCCAGAAAAAAAGAAGAAAAAAAAGGGCAGAGAGCCUUCAACCUCAAGGACAUUUUUGUUCCCUGGAUUGCUUUGGAUGUGAAUUUGGGCCUCCUGCAAAAAGAACAUCUGCAUUCAAUUUUUAAGAUACAUUUACUCUUGUUCAAUAUCAGAAUAUAGCUAUAGAACCCAUUCCUGUGCAAGGCUAUACUGAGUGCCAGCCUCAGUGUACACUGGUUCUGAAUAUGGGCUUAUGCCUUGAUUUUGUGAUUUCCAAGAUAUAUUUUAUAGUAUAGUGCCAGACAAUUGUGCUUAUAUAGUCUGCCCUGAUAAAGUUGUAGGAAAGUUUUCCUCUGUGAAUAUUUAUGAAUAGUAUGUUCUUACUGGUAUCUAUUUACAUGUUUUACUGAUUAUGUUUUUCUAAACUCAAAAAACCUUCAGGAGUACUCUUGUAUAUUCAUAUAUAAAAGCACAUUUUGAAACUGAAGUAAUGUUGUCUAUAGGAUUAGGCUGUAGUCCCCUGCUUCUUUGAGACCAAUUCUGCAAACACCAGGUCGUACAGACAGAACUACCUAGGUCCACAACGGUAAACAACUUUCCUUCUUGUGGUGACAGAGAUAGAAGCCAGGGCUUCGUGAGUGCUUAUGAGUUGCUCUACCACUGAGUUACUUGCCUCAGUUCUGUCAGGUCUCUAUAGCCACAUUCUUUCUGUCACUGACAAAAGAUGAGAGAAAAUUCUUCUCCAACGUGUCUAACAGUUUAGGAAAUUAUAUGUAGGUGUCUCUCUUUAAAGAAUGGGCCUUAGCAGAAGGUCAGUUUAACCACAAUACUUGUGUUUCAUGAAAGAGUUAAGAAGGAAAGAUCUCAAAUGAUAUCUACUAUGACCAUGUGUUUAGAGUACCCAGGUUCUAAUCCUGCCUCUCCACAUAGCAGUGCAACCUUGAAUAACAUUUUUUCAAGCUUAUGUUUGCUUGGGUUUUUUCUUUUGGUUCAUUUUUCUUGUUUGUUUUUCAGUUUUGGUAUAAAUAGUACCUCUAUAUUGCAGGUCAUUGUAGGAAAAUAAAUUUGAAAUCUUUAGAAGGCUCUGGGAGUAAAAGCCCUUUCCUCUAUGAGUGAUGAACUGAGUUAACUUACUCAGACCAUCUUGGCUGAAGGAGGCAGCCAGCUCUGAGAGAUGAUCCUCUCACUGCACAAAUAUACUACAGAACAACUAGGCUAAAACACACACACAAAUGAGAAAGGAUUGUGGAAUUUUUAGCAAAAGAAGUUCAAUACUUACAAUGCAUCCAGUACACAUUCAGUAGGUGGUAAUUGUGCUAAUUACUGUGUAAAUGUGCUGUACUUAUGUUCUAUGUGACACUUUGUAACUGGAGAAACUAAGAUAUAGCUCUUCUCAUGUCUUGAUGUUAGGUUCUGUGAACUGCCACCAAGACUACUCUAAUAUCUUGUAGAUAUGUAUGAUUUUUUUUUGUUUUCACACUUAUUUUUUAAGAAGGUAUUUGUUUAGCUGUAUUUGUUAUCAAGUAAGCUAAAGUCUAUGAUUUUCUAUUUUAUAAUGAAUGAUAAUGAUGACAAUGAUACCCAUAACCAUACCUGCUGUUGUGUUGUAAAAUGUAAACAAUAGAAUGUUUCUAGGAACUCCUAUUGCUUCUAGCAUAUAAGGGAUGUCCAUAUGGUAUCUGUAAAGUUUUUUUCUCCCUUUUAAUAGGACCAUAAUAAAGUAUCAUUGGAAUGACAAA
Molecule: messenger RNA, 3758 nt
Organism: Mus musculus (house mouse)
Lineage: Eukaryota; Metazoa; Chordata; Mammalia; Rodentia; Muridae
Gene: Trim30d
Product: tripartite motif-containing 30D
Exons: 8
Coding region: 236-1729 (497 amino acids)
Biological process (GO): positive regulation of DNA-templated transcription
Cellular component (GO): cytoplasm
Molecular function (GO): zinc ion binding; ubiquitin protein ligase activity; metal ion binding
Source: RefSeq, marked validated